GCCCAGUAUAGCAGGUCCCACCAUUGCUGACCGAGACGGCGCACGGUACUGACACAAUGCAUGCCGAAACGCUCUAACUAACCAUUGUGUGACGGUGACGUCCAUUAAUCUUUGCAAGCAGGAAAAAAUGAUCCAAGAACUCUACAAAAAGUGGCACAACUGAGUAUUUAACACUCAGUACUGCCGUUUUUCCUGGCAUCCCACAAUGCUCGGGCUACAAGAAACAGGACCCACUGGGACUUCCUCCACUAAAUCAUACAGCUGUGUGGCAUGCUCAGCCACAUUUCAUGGUUUAGCAUCUCUCUUGGUACAUCAAGCAUCUCAUGCUAGUGAAGUUUCUAGUCCACAAGGGGCUACAUCACCUGCAUGCACUCACUGUGGUGGAUUGUUUGACAGCAAAGAACUGUUUGAAAAGCACCACUGCAUGCUAUUGUCCCCUCCAGAAACUGAGGAUUUACAUAUAAGUGAAUGUGGGGAAGGAUUACAGGACACUCAAGAUAUUCAAAAGCAUAAAGUGCACGAAAUGAAAGCUCUUACAGAGUCGGAUAACAAUUCACCUAUAAAAACUGAAGUCAUGACAGAUGGUAACUACUCUGCUCCAGUUCUCUUCUCCAGUCCACCUUCCCAUGCUACUGAAGAGUCGCAUCAUGAGAGCUCGCAAACAAUUUCUGAAGUUAAGACAAAAGACUGUCUACCUCCAUCAAAUAUGAAUCUUAUGCAGCAUCCCAUCUCACAAGAGCAUGAUGAUGAGUUGCUACCAAAAUGUGUAUCCAGUUCUGUGAUUUCCACCGAAGCACAUAGCGAGUCCUUUGAAAAUAAAACUAUUUAUUUGGAAAAUGAAACCGCAAAUAGUUCUGAUAGUGAUGAAUUAAAAGAUCAGUCAACAGUAACAAAUAAGCAAACACUUCUUAAAAUGCUUGCAUCUGCCUAUAUGAGCCAGAGACAGCCCCCCCAGAUUAAAUGGGGCCAAAACAAAAGGGCCCUGCCCCCUCGAAAAGUCUCACCUAGGGCACCUGUACAAGCUCCAGUGGCUAUAUCUGGAUCAAACCCUGAGUGCACUGAUAAUCAGUUACGGGAAAAGGUUGCACAAUAUGCCCCCUAUCGGGAACGUUUUAUAUCAAAUAGGACCUUCACAAACAAAAGCAGGGUUGUAUCUAUGACCAAGGCCUUGUGUCCUGUGGUGGCUCUUGAGACCCGGCAGAAGCUUUGCAGGGACAAUGUUAUAGGUAGAUUUCAGUGUGGGAUCUGUCGUAGGGUUUUUCAAAACAAAGACAGCUUAAUAAUGCAUCAUGCCUUGCAUAGGAAGGAAAGAGUAAAAUUUUGUCGCCGAUGCAGGCAAUUUGUCAUUAGUGUAAUUUCUGCUCCGGAUAGCCAUAUUUGUUCUGGCUAUGUUGGAACAACUACCACUUUUCCCACAAUGAUGUAUCCACGAAAAUUAUUCCACUGUCAAUUGUGUAAUCGGAGCUAUACAAGGCGCCACAGGCUUAAAACACAUAAAUGUCAGUGGAAAGCUGCUUUAGCCCGAAAAGAUGCCGCAGUCUACAAUACUGGAGAGGGGACUUUUGCAAAAGGACAACUCUUGUCAACGAAAAGCUCAGCAGGCCAUGUUAAUGUUGCUGUGAACACAGAGGGCUAUAAUUCUAUAAAAAGUGAAGAGGAGGCAGAGUCUCUAGGUGAGGAUAAAUUUCAGAUAAACACUACCUCUUUUAAAUGUGAAACAUUGCCUGAAAGUUUCCCACCUUUUCUUCCCAAUAAUUCUAAAUUGAAUUUAGUGCAGUCAACGGAAAAUAUUAAUGAAAUGUUGAAAAAAGAGGAUUCCGUUCACUCUUCAGCCUCUGAAGAUGAGGGAACGGCAGGGAGCAACACCGAAGGAAAUGAAUCAUUAGAAAGAGGGCAGUGGACUGUACCACUAGAUGAUGCUGAAGUUGAUGUGCUGACUGAUGAUGAAAAUAGCAAUAAUUUAGACGAGGCAUCAAAAGAAAAUACUGAUGAUGAGGUCAUUAUUUUAGAACCAUCUGUUAAUUGUGAAACAUCAAAUUUAACACAUUCAAUAAAUAAAGACUUUCAGGUGCAAGUUUCUGAUAGUGGAGCACGGCGUUUUUCCUGUAACAGAUGUCAGAAAAGCUAUUCUAGACGUUUUACACUAAAUCAGCAUCUUAUGAUUUGUAGAUCAAGAAAGUUUUUGGAGCAAAAUUCAUUUGGAAAUGUGUCUGCUAAUAUUCUUGGGUUAAAGAAAAGGUUUCCAUGUCCCCAUUGUGGUUCAUCAUUUACUCGUAAAGAUAAUAUGAAUAUGCACCGAAAGAGGUGCCAGUCCAUGAGACGUACAAAUCCACUGGAAGGAAACGGGAGGCUUGACAAGCAAAAUCAGUCAGCUCAGGAAAACACGUUUGUUUUGCCACCAGUUUCAAAAAACCAAGUGAGACAGGAGGGCAGUAGUAAUGUUGGGGGUGGCAGCUGGGGCAUUAUGUCAUUACCAUCAGUGCUCCCCAGAAAAGUGACUUGUGAGUGUGGUGCUAGUUUUACCUGCCCUAGGCUUUUGUUUGAACACCUGCAAAUGCAUGCUCUAGAGUCUUACAUCUGUUCACACUGUGGUGAGAAUUUGCAGUCUUGGGCUGAUUUUGAAGCACAUCAGCAGUUGCAUUUGCAAACUUCAAGACCAAAAAUUGAGGACAGAGGUUCACAGCAGCAGUCACAUGUACAGUCUCAGCCUCAGCAAGAGUCAAACAUUCAGCUAUCAGUGCAAAACCCAAAAAAGGAUUCUCAAGAUCUGUUUAGAUCUCGUUUCAAUCGCAGACCCUUCACAGGCCCAUAUGUUUGCCACAGAUGUAAAAAGAUCUUUAGAUUACGUAAGUCUUUGCUAAGGCAUCUAACACGGAGUUGCAAGGGAGAUUCUACAACUGAAAAUAAACACUCUUGUUCUCGUUGUGGCAUGACUUUUCAAAACUCUUUAGCCCAAGAAGUCCACAUGCGAGCCAACACUUGUACUCCUGCUUUCAAACCUCUUCGUUGCCCAGUGUGUGUACGUUGGUUCAGCAGUCUUGAAGGACUCAAGAGGCACUUGUUGUCACAUAGCCAAGCAGAAAGUUUGAUGUGUCAGAUGUGUGGUUGUAAGUGCUCAAGCCAUGCUGCACUUGAGGAACAUAAACGGAAUAUCCAUAACACAAACAAAGAUUUUGAGUCACCUACUGUUCAGUCAGCACAUGUUUCACAAAGCAGCUCAUCAGAUGCGUUUCGCUGCCAGAUAUGUCAACGCAGUUACCCAAAACUCCAGUCGCUGAAAGACCAUCUAAGAAAGGUUCAUAAGCCAAAACAUCUAAAUCCAGUCAGCAUUAGGAGUUUUGAAACCAAGGAAUUGACAAAAGGAAUUGUACAGCAAAGUCAGGCCAAGCAGUUUCAGUGUCAAAUUUGUGCUCGCACCUACCAAGAUAUUCAGUCCUUGAAAAAUCACAGGAGGAGGGUCCACCGUAUUCUAGGAGGUGGACUGCAGCCUUCAAGAGGAAAUCUGCAGCAGAGUCAUUCCUAUCCAUUUCAGUGUCAAAUCUGUUCACGCACCUACCCUGACAUAAGGUCACUGAGAAACCACAGGAGGCGAGUUCAUCGCAUCUUGGGUGGUCUUGAAAUAUAUAAAGGAAUUUCUCAUCAAAAUCAGAGCAGUCUUUUUAAGUGCCAGAUUUGCCAGCGCAGUUAUCCAGACCUAGAAGCACUAAAUAACCACAAAAGGAGGGAACACUGUCUUUUAAGGGAUGUACUUGAGUCAACAAAAAUGAGUGCCACACACGUGGAACAGCCACAGUCAAAUGUUUUUCAUGGCACAAGUCCAAUUGGGGAGUUUGAAUCUAUUGCAUAAUUAUGGUUUGUAAUCCAUGACGUUCAAGUAGUAAGAAGUAAAAAAAAAAAAAAAGGCGGUGGGAGGUUUUUUUUUUUUGUGCAUUUAACUUUGCAAAGUUUUAUUAGAACUAGUAAAAGUAAUAGCUUCAAAAUUGUUUGUGUAAAUAUGUUAAAUAAUGUUAUGGAAAAUAUUUCUUAAAAUGAUGCACAUUUCAUUGUCCUCAUUUAAUUAGUUGGUAGUCGAUGGUACCACCAGUAAAAAUAAGACACCAGUAGAUUUUUCCCUUAAUACUGUUUGUAUUUAAACAGACACUUAAUAUAAAAUUGCCAUAAAUAUUUUCCAAUUGUGUUGACACAUUCUAAUUAUUUGGUGCAAUCUGGCAAUUACUUUGCUGGAUAAGACAUUGUGUUUAAUGAAAGCUUAAAGCUUAAUACCUAAUGUUUAACAGCUAUGACUGUUUAAAUGGGGUAAAGUGAAAGCAUGGUUUCCAUGAUUUGUACUGCCAUGUUGUAGGGUUAGUCAUUUUACUUUAUUUUACUUAACUACGGUAACAAAGCUAUAAUCCUGGAUGAGCCAAUAAGUGACUUGCAUAAUGACUCUAUAAUAGAUAGUAUCAAUCAGUCAUAUUUUUAAUUUUUUUUUAAGAAUCUCUGCCUUUUAAUUAAUAUUGUUCAUUUAUCAAGAAAAAAAGCUUUAGAGUCUUGGAUUUCCUAAGCGAACAAACAAGAGACCUCGUUCCCAAGCUAAGCUCAAUUUAACCAGAUUUUUUAAAUUUGUAAAUCAAUGACCAAUAAAAAUCCCAUUGAUUUCAUUUUAGUGCCCUAAUCAAAAUGGUAGAUGUGCAUUGUUGUCUCAGUUAAAAAAAAAAAUGUUUGCUAGUUCACUAGAUUAGUGAAUUAAAUGUUUUCUUACUAUUAUUUUGUUUAAUAAUAAUAUUAAUGUUCCCAGCUGUAUGUGCACUUGAUAAUUUAUUACAUUUUGUGUGCUUCAGUAAAUGCGUUUUGCACUUUGAGUGAUCAAUGUACAUAUGCAAGUAUAAAGAAAAUCAGCAUUUCAAAAACUUUGGUAAAUCUGGAGGAAACUUUUACUUUAGUUUGACUUAUGUAAAUCCUGACACAACUUUACUGAUAUUAAAAAUAAGGCCUGUUGGGCUUUUUGGAGCUAGAUGUGAUUGUCCAUUAAGAAAAGUGAAAGAAAAUAUAUGUAUUACGGUGAUGUACACCCAUUUUUUGCCUAAAAUGUUAUGUAAGAUAUUGGUUGUUUAUGUCUCAGUGUAAAUAUAUAUAUAUUUUUUUUAACUGUUCUCACUCAGACACAAAGCAUUUUAAAACAUUUGGUAAGUGCAUGGACAGCUGAAGAAAACCUUGUAAAUAAAGGUGUUAUUUGUAAUCUCAGUGCAUUGUGAAUGUACAGUAUUAAAGUUUCUUUUAUGG
Messenger RNA from Clarias gariepinus (North African catfish), 5262 nucleotides. Its product is annotated as zinc finger protein 62. Gene Ontology annotation, molecular function: DNA-binding transcription factor activity, RNA polymerase II-specific; RNA polymerase II transcription regulatory region sequence-specific DNA binding. The record is from RefSeq and is a predicted model, not a curated record. Gene Ontology annotation, biological process: regulation of transcription by RNA polymerase II. The coding region runs from base 206 to 3847 and encodes 1213 amino acids. Gene Ontology annotation, cellular component: nucleus. The transcript is spliced from 2 exons. Lineage: Eukaryota; Metazoa; Chordata; Actinopteri; Siluriformes; Clariidae.